CCGAAGAGUCUUUCUCCGGCCGGACUAUUCCCUCAUCCCCAUUCUUCAUCCCCAUUCUUCAUCCCUAUUCCUCUCCCUCAUCUCUCAUCUCUCAUCCCUCAUCCCUCAUCCUUCAUCACUUAACCUUCAUUCUCCCUACUUUUGUACCCUGCUUGUCUCUUUCGGUCCUUCUGUAGGCACACAUUUCUCCCUUCUCUCUUUAUCACUAAAAUGUCUACAACCAUCCCCACCACUGCCUCCUCUGUUCCCCAGCCGACAAAGGCAAAGGUCCUGAUCGUCGGCGCAGGCAUCGGAGGUCUAGUCCUCGGAGCACUCCUUCAGAAAGCCGGAAUUGAAUUCGAAAUCUUUGAACGCGCAAAGAAGAUCGUUCCCCUGGGCUCUGCUAUCUCGUUGGGCGCAAAUGUCAUGUACUUCUUUGAGCAGCUGGGUAUUGCAGACGAGAUCAAGGCCAACUCUAAAUAUGUGAAGGAAGGCUUCCAAUACCACGACGACAUGCAGCAGACCGGUCGCUAUGUUUACGCCUACAGUUUCGAGAGAUACGGCCAUUACUCUCAUAUCAUCCCUCGCCCGAUCGUCUACGACAUUAUUAUGCGUCUGGUUCCCAAAGAAAAGAUCCAUUUUGGGGUCAAGGUGACUUCGCUCCUCCAGGACAUGAAUGGUGUGAUGAUUCGCACCUCUGACAACCAAACCCAUCAAGGAGACAUCCUCGUCGGAGCUGAUGGUGCCCAUAGUGCUGUCCGCCAAAGCUUAUACCAGCAACUAGAUCAGAAGGGAUUGCUGCCGGCCUCGGAUAAGGAACAUUUGCCAUUCACUAAUGUCUGUUUAGUCGGAACAACGGAGCCUUUAGAUGUUAAAAAGUACAAGUUCUUGGAUCAGGAGGAAUGCUACUUUGUUGGAAUUAUUGCCAGAAACAUACCCUACACUUGGGUCCUCUUCAGCACGAAUGACUAUCGCAUCUGCUGGAUGGCGAUCGAGCAUCUGGACAAGAAAAGCACCAAGGAUGAUGAGAGCUUUCAGAACUCCGAAUGGGGUCCUGAGGCAGCGGAAGCCAUGUGCAAGGAGGUCCGCGACUUCCCUCUGCCUCAUGGUUUGAUCCUGGGUGACCUCAUUGACCAGACACCCAAAGAACUGAUCUCCAAGGUCAUGCUUGAGGAGAAGCUUUUCGAGACCUGGAACGGAGGACGCACUGUUCUUAUCGGCGAUGCCUGUCAUAAGAUGCACCCCGCUGCAGGUCUGGGAGCAGUGAGCGCGAUUCAUGAUGCGGUCGUGUUGGCAAGUCGCCUUUAUGAGCUGCCAUCGACCGAGCAGCAAGAUAUCGAGAAAGUGCUUAGGGACUACAGGGAUGAGAGAUACCCGCUAGCUGUCAAAUCAACUGGGUCAACGUUUUGUUCCGUAAGAUCAUGAGCAUUAUGCCGUUGUUCCUGUGGUUCAAGGUCCUGGACGCCAUGAUGGGAUACCGUCCUCAGGCUACUUUCCUCCCUCUGAUCCCUGACCGAGGUACAAUUAAGCCUCACAUGCAGACCAGCCUGGAACUCGCCGCAAAGUACUCUCAAUCUGCUCAGCAGACGGACGAGAAGACUAAAACGGCGGCUGCUACGACUGCGCCCACUGUGACUACUGCGCCCACUGUUGGCACAACAACAGCUGAUGUUCCAGCUCAAGCUGCCAGAAUUGUAUGAACGUCUAUGUCAGGGCCUUCUAUCAACUAUAUCCCUCUUAUUUCGAUUCACUGACUUAGAACACUCAAAUAAACACCAUCAUGAAUCAAC
Molecule: messenger RNA, 1769 nt
Organism: Gamsiella multidivaricata
Lineage: Eukaryota; Fungi; Mortierellomycota; Mortierellomycetes; Mortierellales; Mortierellaceae
Exons: 6
Coding region: 211-1404 (397 amino acids)
Molecular function (GO): FAD binding
Source: RefSeq, a predicted model, not a curated record